AUGGAUAUGGAGGAGCAGGCCAACGCCGCCGCCACUGCAGCGCGGGAAGGCGACCUCGCCGAUGUCGUGGCCCGUGCCAACUCAAUGCCCUACUCCGCCGGAGCCCGUCGCCAAGCACCACCACCACCUCCCCCUUCUGCGGCAGCUCGCGUCAUGAUCCCCUACGAGGAGGAGAGACAACGGCGGCCUGCGAACGUCGCCUGCGGCGGCGGCGGCGGCCAGGUUACCUUUGAGGCCCCGCCGUCAACCGUUGUGGUCGACCCGUACCUUCUGGCGGCGGCUGGUGGAUAUGGGCUGCCGCAGCAGCAGCAGCACCAGCACCAGCAACUGCUGGCUUUCCAGAUCUCUGAGCAUGCGUGCUGCGCCGCCGCCGACAGCGACGACCCCAUGAGGAUCUCGCCACCACCACCACCACCACCACCGGCUCCUCAUCAUCAGAUGAUCACCAGUUAUUGCGGCAUGGCUUGCACGCAUAUACCAUACUGCAGAAAGAACGAUGUGAGGAAGGUGGUGUGCAUCCCGGCGCCGCCGGUGAUGAGCAACCGGGCAGGAGGGGGAGGGGAGGUGAUUCCAUCUGAUCUAUGGGCAUGGAGGAAGUAUGGCCAGAAACCCAUCAAGGGCUCUCCUUAUCCAAGGGGUUACUACAGAUGCAGCAGCUCCAAGGGGUGCCUAGCCCGGAAGCAGGUGGAGCGCAGCCGCAGCGACCCCAACAUGCUGGUUAUCACCUACACGGCGGAGCACAACCACCCAUGGCCUAUGCAGCGCAACGUCCUUGCUGGAUACGCUCGUGCUCACACGCACGCCGCUGCCAAGAAGCAGCAGAAGAUCAGCAGCAGUAGCUCCGCUGAUAAUGCCGCGAGCUCGUCCUCCAGCAACAGUUUCCACGUCGAGCAGAUCAAUCCGAUCUGCGGCGACCAGCUGCCCGUCAGUUGCAAGAUGCCGGAUAGCACGGCCACCGCCGGAGAUGGUGGUGGCCUGUUGUUUGAAGGCAUCCAGCCUGACGAGGUCUUUGCAGAGCUGGAGGAAUUGGAGACUGAUAAUAAUCCGAUGAUGACAAGUGCAAACGUCUACGGAUCCAGGGGGGUAAGUAGUAACUACGAGUGGCACAAAUUCUAA
Triticum turgidum subsp. durum (durum wheat) is the source of this 1116-nucleotide messenger RNA. The record is from the annotation of a GenBank genome assembly. Lineage: Eukaryota; Viridiplantae; Streptophyta; Magnoliopsida; Poales; Poaceae.